Messenger RNA from Argentina anserina (silverweed cinquefoil), 1621 nucleotides. RefSeq lists its product as uncharacterized. Gene Ontology annotation, molecular function: rRNA (cytosine-N4-)-methyltransferase activity. Bases 138 to 1406 code for a protein of 422 amino acids. The record is from RefSeq and is a predicted model, not a curated record. Gene Ontology annotation, biological process: rRNA base methylation. Lineage: Eukaryota; Viridiplantae; Streptophyta; Magnoliopsida; Rosales; Rosaceae. The transcript has 4 exons.
AGGCCUUUCCCAAAGAGUAAGCAGGCCCAAUAGGCCCAAAUAGUUCUUCAUCAUUAUCCAAGUAUUUCCUGAACUGAAGAACAAUGGCACCCAAAUCAUGAGAGGUCUAGGGUUUUAGAGCUUCAGGGAUUACAAAAAUGGCGGCAACUGCUUCCCUAUCAACUCCAGCUUCAAGAAUCUUCUCUUUCUCUUCCCUAUCCCUAUCCCUCCGCCUCCGAACCCUCUCAACCGCCGCACGCGCCGCCGCCACCAUUAGUAAGAAGAAGCAAAAGGAGCACAGGCAGAGAGUGGCGACCAAAGAGAAGAGACGAACCCGCUCCGAUCGAGAGUUCGAGUUGGAGAGCAUCAAGCGUUAUGGCGACACCGCUUUCCACGUUCCCGUCCUCCUCGGCGAAGUCCUCGACGUUUUUCCCGCUUCCAAACCCCUCCGGCGAUUCGUCGACUGCACCCUCGGCGCUGCCGGCCACUCCUCCGCCAUAAUUGAAGCGCAUCCUGAAAUGGAAGUGUAUGUGGGACUUGAUGUUGAUCCCGUGGCGCUGGAGAAGGCUCGAGCUCGGAUUAGUGCUGUGCUGGACGACACGAAUUCGACCUUGAAAGCUUAUACAUUUUUGGAGAAUUUCAGGUGCAUCAAGUCUUUGCUUGCUGACGUGGAUGAGACAUUGCUCGACACUGGAAUUGAUGGCAUUGUGAUGGAUUUGGGGAUGUCGUCGAUGCAGGUGAAUGAUCCUCAGAGAGGGUUCAGUGUGCUUGCUAAUGGCCCUCUUGACAUGCGCAUGGAUCCUCAGGCCAGUUUGAAAGCAGAAGACAUUUUAAACUCUUGGCCAGAAACUGAGGUGGGGCGCAUCCUGCGAGAGUACGGGGAAGAAAGCAAUUGGUACUCUCUUCAAAACAAAAUAGUUAAAGCACGAUUACAAGGUGGAUUGCAUUCCACUGGUGAACUAGUAGAUCUUAUAAAGUCUGCAACCCCUUUAAGUCGAGAAGGGAGGCAAGGUUGGAUAAAGACAGCAACAAGGGUAUUCCAAGCUCUGAGGAUAGCAGUAAAUGAUGAGUUAAAGACACUGGAGGAUUCUUUAUAUGCAUGCUUUGACUGUCUUGCUCCUGGUGGUAGGCUUGCAGUCAUCUCUUUCCACAGUUUGGAGGACAGAAUUGUGAAACAAACAUUUCUUGACAUCAUCAACAUCAACGGUGGAGAUCAGGAUGCUUACAUGAUUGAAGAAGAAGCACGAAAGAAAGAUUUGAGUAAAACUAGAAUAGACAUUGAUGCAGACGAAGCAUGGAUCAGACAAAUGAUACAAGGCUUCAGAGGAACAAUUCUCACAAAGCGACCAAUUACGCCAUCUGAAGAGGAAGAGAAACUGAACACUCGGUCUAGGAGUGCCAAGCUUAGGGUGAUACAGAAACUUUAAUUGAAUUCAAAAGCCUAGACGGCUAGACUCGGUGAUAUCUGUAGCGCAAUAUUCUUCUGGUCUUUUAUCCCAUCUUUGCAACACUCUGUAUUAUUACCCCAUUAUUUACUCAUAUUAUAGCUAAUUAUUAGUCAAUUCUCACACUUCUUCACGAGACACCUUCGUGGUUUAGAGUAAUUGUUUGAGCCAUGACAUUGGCUCAGUUGAAGUUGAGC